Molecule: messenger RNA, 164 nt
Organism: Perkinsus marinus ATCC 50983
Lineage: Eukaryota; Perkinsozoa; Perkinsida; Perkinsidae
Exons: 1
Source: RefSeq, a predicted model, not a curated record
AUAUGCGGAGGAGAACCCAGGGAUGGGUCCCGACCUGUUGCUGAGUCCGCGAGACCUCUAUCACUUCAUGUUCCACGGGCCAGAGAUGCAACACACGCUGAGGGAAAUCUACUUCCCUCCGGGUUGGCAGGAAAAUAAAGUCGGCAGUUGGGCGUCGGUUCAGA